Molecule: messenger RNA, 682 nt
Organism: Notothenia coriiceps (black rockcod)
Lineage: Eukaryota; Metazoa; Chordata; Actinopteri; Perciformes; Nototheniidae
Product: cytohesin-3-like
Exons: 7
Biological process (GO): regulation of ARF protein signal transduction
Molecular function (GO): guanyl-nucleotide exchange factor activity
Source: RefSeq, a predicted model, not a curated record
AUGCAGGCUCUGGAUAUGAUGCUGCAGCUGAACAAACAGAAACAGGCAGCAGCAGCAGCAGCAGCAGCAGUCACUCUACAGCACGAGGAGGAUGAAUCUUCUCACGAUUUUCCAUUCCUGGUUUGUGCCGUGUUUUCUCCAUCGUGUGUUUCAGUUCCUGAGGAUCUGUCCCCGGAGGAGAGGGAUGAGCUGUCAAACAUCCGGCGCAGGAAGAGAGAGCUGCUCGAUGAUAUUGAGAGGUUGAAGUUUGAGAUAGCAGAAGUCAUGACGGAGAUCGAGCAGCUGACGUGUGUCGGAGAAAGUAAAACAACCCAGAGAAACAAACAGAUUGCCAUGGGCAGGAAGAAAUUCAACAUGGAUCCAAAGAAGGGAAUCCAGUUCCUGCUGGAGAACGACCUCCUCCAGCACACCCCCGAAGAAGUCUCCCAGUUCCUCUACAAAGGAGAAGGCCUCAACAAGACGGUCAUCGGAGACUACCUGGGCGAGCGGGAGGACUUCAACCUCAAGGUGCUGUCGGCUUUUGUGGAGCUGCAUGAGUUCGCAGACCUCAAUCUGGUCCAAGCACUAAGGCAGUUUCUGUGGAGUUUCCGUCUGCCAGGUGAAGCCCAGAAGAUCGACCGUAUGAUGGAGUCGUUUGCGUCGCGGUACUGCCAGUGCAACCCGGGGGUCUUCCAGUCCACAG